Messenger RNA from Onychostoma macrolepis, 1962 nucleotides. Its product is annotated as H-2 class I histocompatibility antigen, K-B alpha chain-like. Lineage: Eukaryota; Metazoa; Chordata; Actinopteri; Cypriniformes; Cyprinidae. The record is from RefSeq and is a predicted model, not a curated record. The transcript is spliced from 8 exons. Gene Ontology annotation, biological process: immune response. Gene Ontology annotation, cellular component: external side of plasma membrane. Bases 181 to 1962 code for a protein of 593 amino acids.
AGUGAAAGUGUGAUUUACGGGCAGCAAUGCGCUCCAUACAAACCGGAAGAGACGAAAAACACUUUCACUUUAAAUUAGAUCCGGUCACGGCGCUUUUCGAAAAUGCAAAUGAAAAAAAAAAAUAAUAAAUAAAAUUGAUAGGUUAUAUAUAUAUAUUUUUUUUAACAUUUUCUUUGUAGAAUGUUUUGGUGUUUUGUGUUUAAUAUUUUAUUGUUUCACUCUUUUCUUAGCGAUGCGCUGCGAGAGAAACAUUGCCUGCACUUUAAGUUCACAGCUCUUUCCAGAGCAAACACACUCCCAGAGUUCAGUGCUGAGGCUGUUGCUGACAGCAGACGGAUCGUUUAUUACAAUAAUAAAGAUCAGUUCUGGGAAAGAUUGAGAUUGACUGAAGAUGACUGGACCAAAUCUCCUGCUCUACCACCUGAGUCUAGAGACUGGUUCCUACAUCAGAUGAAGACUCUGUCAAACUGCACAGACUCACAGUGUUCUGAGCUCCAUGUUCUCCAGAGAAAAACUGGAUGUGAGCUGGAGAAACUUCCUGAUGGAUCAGUGAAUCUGACUGUCUUUGAUGAAUAUGGAUUUGAUGGAGAAGAUUUUAUUGCCUUUAAUUAUGACACUCUGCAGUGGAUUGAUAAAAACCCCAAAGCUAAAGAAACCAAAAUCAAAUGGGAUCAGCAAACAGAACGCAAUGAACUCCUGCAGCAUCACCUCAAGAAAUGCAUGAACUGGAUCUCCACAUUUAACAACAUGAAAAAGACUCCACCAGAUGUUCAUGUGUUUGUGAGGAAAGCUCCUGAUGAUCAAAAUAAGCAGAAUCUGAGCUGUCUGGCCACUGGUUUCUACCCCAGAGAUAUCAAGAUGAACAUCAGAUUGUACAGAAUUAUAGUUAAGAACCAAACAUUUACUGAAAUCAGACCUAAUGGUGAUGGAUCCUUUCAGAUGAGAUCCAGUGUGGAGAUCGACACAAACCACAAAGAGUUUUAUGACUGUUCUGUCAUUCACAGCAGUUUGACAGAACCAACUGUAGUAGAAUGGGAGAAACAUUACCUGCACUUCAAGUUUACAGCCCUUUCUAAAGCAAACACACUCCCAGAGUUCAGUGCUGAGGCUGUUGCUGACGGCAGACGGAUCGUUCACUACAAUAAUAAAGAUAAAUCCUGGGUAAGAGAGAGUCUGACUGAAGAUGACUGGACCAAAUCUCCUGCUCUACCACCUGAUUCUAGAGACUGGUUCCUCCAUCAGAUGAAGACUCUGUCAAACUGCACAGACUCACAGUGUUCUGAGCUCCAUGUGCUCCAGAGAAAAUCUGGUUGUCAACUGAAGAAAUUUAAUGGAACAGUGACGAGUCUGAGAGCAUUUGAUGAAUAUGGAUUUGAUGGAGAGGAUUUUAUUGCCUUUAAUUAUGACACUCUGCAGUGGAUUGAUAAAAACCCCAAAGCCAAAGAAACCAAAAUUAAAUGGGAUCAGGAAACAGAACGCAAUGAACUCCUGCAGCAUCACCUCAAGACCUGCAUGGACUGGAUCUCCAUAUUUAACAACACAAAAAAGACUCCACCAGAUGUUCAUGUGUUUGUGAGGAAAGCUCCUGAUGAUCAAAAUAAGCAGAAUCUGAGCUGUCUGGUCACUGGUUUCUACCCCAGAGAUAUCAAGAUGAACAUCAGAUUGUACAGAAUUUUAAUUAAGAACCAAACAUUUACUGAAAUCAGACCUAAUGGUGAUGGAUCCUUUCAGAUGAGAUCCAGUGUGGAGAUCGACACAAACCACAAAGAGUUUUAUGACUGUUUUGUCAUUCACAGCAGUCUGACAGAACCAAUUGUAAUAGAAUGGGAUGGAAAUGGUGGUGACUGUGAAAAAGAAUCUCAGUGGGCUUUAAAAGCAGUAUUAAUAAUAUUUUCAAUUCUAGUUCUCAUUGUGAUUUGUUACUGCAUCUACCGAAGGAAAAGGUCAAACGGUGAGUUAUAA